AUGAACGAUGAUGCGUCGCUCAGCUCCUCGGCGCAAGAUGAGCUCUGGGACGAUGACGACGUCGGCACCUCGGCUUUGGCGCAAUCGCAAACUGACGCCGAGCCUGCGCAACAAUCUGAGCCCCGCGCGCAAUCCGCACCGCAGCAGAGACGGCCGCAUUCGAAGAAGGACAUGAAGAAGCACUGCCCUGGGCUCAAGAAGAAGCUAGCCUUCCUCACCCACCUCCUCAAGACGCUGGAUCUCGUCGUCUUCGCCGAGUUGAGUGCCCUAUACUACAUGGAAUGCUCCAUGUUCCGAUUCCUCCUGCGAGCUUUUGGCCAACACUUCCACCUCAGUCCCAAAGAUGAAGCGUUCCCAGUUGUAAUGCCUGCAUCCCGCGUGCAGCUCGUCUUCGUCAUGACGCCCAAUAUCAUAUGCAUACUUUUGCAUCUCUUCACCUCGCUCCCGGUCGGACGAGACGACCAACGUGGGUAUCAACACGGUGGUCUCGUGAUUGACUUCAUCGGACAGAAGCCAUCCACGUCGAGAGCAUACUACGUGCUGGCAGAUAUCUUGAUAUUGGUUUUGCAGUGCGUCAUGUUGACGAUACAUGCCGAACGAGAACAAAUGCGCGUCACUCUCAAGACAUUCCGUCCCCUAGCCGCCGACCUCGCCCAGCAAGCCGCCGCCGGCCGCACCCUGCGAGAGUUGGAUGAGGAGGAGCGGGGCGUUUCCGCCAUGCUGGAUGAGGAAGCCGGAGACGAGGCGGUCGACGUCGAGAUGAGGCUCCUGGAUCAAGGUGCUGACAGCGCGACCGAGGAGGCUGGCCCCAGCAACAGCAACAGAGCUGAUGAUACCGACAGCACAACACACUUAUCCAACGUCAUGGACUCUGGCAACGGUCCGCGGACAGAACAGUUUUACCUUCACUGA
Messenger RNA from Cordyceps fumosorosea ARSEF 2679, 912 nucleotides. RefSeq lists its product as hypothetical. Bases 1 to 912 code for a protein of 303 amino acids. The transcript has 3 exons. Gene Ontology annotation, biological process: protein processing; SREBP signaling pathway. Lineage: Eukaryota; Fungi; Ascomycota; Sordariomycetes; Hypocreales; Cordycipitaceae. The record is from RefSeq and is a predicted model, not a curated record. Gene Ontology annotation, cellular component: Dsc E3 ubiquitin ligase complex.